Molecule: messenger RNA, 1864 nt
Organism: Eufriesea mexicana
Lineage: Eukaryota; Metazoa; Arthropoda; Insecta; Hymenoptera; Apidae
Product: early growth response protein 1-A
Exons: 3
Coding region: 11-1831 (606 amino acids)
Biological process (GO): regulation of gene expression
Cellular component (GO): nucleus
Source: RefSeq, a predicted model, not a curated record
UACGGUGAAAAUGGCCCAUUCUCCGUUACCGAAGCUUAUUUGUAAAUCAAUAAACACAUCCAAGAUGUGUCCAUCCGAUUUCACUACAACCUUAUCUGAUGUGUUGCAAUCGGAACCAGUGAAAAGGUUGUUCAAUCAACCAAAUAUCAUUAUUAAAACGAUACCUUUAAAAAUAAAUACAACUUCUGCCUCAAAUGAUGCUUUUUUAAACAGAAUAAAUAAUAUAGAUUCAAAUAUAAAUAGACCAAAGCAGUCAGAAUUAUCUGUAAUUCCUUUACAGACAAAUCCAGAAGAAUGCAUAGAAGAUAAAAAUCUAUUACCUUCUAAAAAACAAGGAAAAUCUGAAAUCACACUAGUGCCUGUUAAAAGAGAAAAGAAAUCAUGUGGUCAUUACGAACCUUGCGAAAAUAUUAUCUGCGAUGUGGCAGUCCAUCAAUACGUAGAUCGUGAUGGAUCAUCACCUAUGUUAGCCAUUAACAUAGAAGAAAGUGAAAUAAAUGCACCUGUUUCCAAACAUUGUCCAAAUAAAAUGUGUGAUGCACUGAGCAUUGAUCAUGAUCGUUGUCGUAGAGCUGUAAUAAGACUGAAUAGAUGUAAUCAGUCAACAGCUUGUGACAUUUGUGGCAUUGCAUUAAAGACGCAAAGAUCUCGUAUACAUCAUAAAAACUGUGCAAGAAGGAAUGAAUAUAGGCAUAAUGAGAUAAGUAGUGCCCAAAUAUUAAAAGAAAGAAUGAGAGAACGAGAAAUUCAGAUGAUAGAAGCUUCUAGAAUAAAGAGAAAUGAUUAUACAGAUCCUGUUACAGCAUACAGUGUUGCAAUGGAAACAUUGAGAAAUAAUGAAGAAUUGAUUAUUAUACCAAAAUCAGUUUCUUUACAACAACAACAUCAACCAACAAUUACUAUAAGUUCUGUGUCUACAAUACAACCUACUUCACAAAUUACUAAUGUAAAUAAUGUUUUUGGAAAACUUUUACCUAGUAUACCGCUUGUAUUACCACAACAAAGUAUAGUCCUUGGUAAAGCACAGUGUUUAAAUGAGAAUAGCAUAACUACACCCAUACAAUUGGCUUUGUCGGAUACCUUAACUAGAUCGCUUAUAACAACAACCAGUACAGUUCCUUUACCUCAAAAUCAUUAUGUUACAUUUGCAACGCAAACUAAUACACAUCCGAUACCAAUAAAUGAUUUACUCUUGCCACAGUCACAAAUUAUGACAACACCUAUUCAACCUAAACCAUUAUUAACACCUAUACGUGUUGUACCUAUAACUAACUUAAUAACACAACCAUCCUUAUUACACCAAACACAGGGUAUACCAAAGUUUUGUAUUAUGCCAGACAAUACAGUACCACCAUUAACCAUAACAAAUCCGCAAUCUAUGCAACAAUCAGUAACCGUGCCAAAGGUUGAAUCUCCAACUGACUUGAAAACAACGUCACCAAAAAAGAAAAAGAUACUCGUGAAAAAAAAACGAAAAGUUAAAAAGAAAGAUUUCAAAUGUGAUUAUUGUCUUAAAAAUUUCAGUACAGAUUGGUAUUUCAAAAUGCAUGUUGCUAUGCAUACAGGUGAAAAACGAUUUACCUGUAAAACAUGUGCACAGUCAUUUAACAAUAGAUAUGAUAUGAAAAGACAUAUGUCAAAUGAUCAUGAGAAUGAAAGUAUGUCUCCUAGCACAUGUGACCAGCAAACUACUGAAGAUUCACAGGCAAAAAUAAACAACCUUGACUUACAGCAAGAGGUAAAAAAGGAAGAUAAAACAAAUGGAUAUGUUAAUAUGCCUACUCAGGAUAUUGUCAAAAACAUUAAAACAGAACUGUGUCAUGAAGUAUAAAGCAUUCCACUUUAGUAACCCAUUAAAAUUGAA